Punica granatum (pomegranate) is the source of this 1039-nucleotide messenger RNA. The record is from RefSeq and is a predicted model, not a curated record. NCBI's taxonomy places the organism in Eukaryota, Viridiplantae, Streptophyta, Magnoliopsida, Myrtales, Lythraceae.
ACCCUAACAUUUCCCUCCCGCCGGCGCACUGAUACUCAUUUCGCUGCCGCCGUCUUCUUCCUUCUCCGGCAAUGGGUCGCGUUAUCCGAGCGCAACGUAAGGGUGCGGGGUCGGUGUUCAAGUCCCACACCCACCACCGGAAGGGCCCCGCCCGUUUCCGCAGCCUCGACUUCGGCGAGCGUAAUGGCUACCUCAAGGGCGUCGUCACCGAGAUCAUCCACGACCCCGGCCGCGGCGCCCCACUUGCCCGCGUCUCCUUCCGCCAUCCCUUCCGCUACAAGAAGCAAAAGGAGCUCUUUGUUGCCGCUGAGGGCAUGUACACCGGCCAGUUCGUCUACUGCGGGAAGAAGGCCACCCUCGUCGUCGGCAAUGUCCUCCCCCUCCGGUCCAUUCCCGAGGGUGCCGUCGUAUGCAAUGUUGAGCACCACGUCGGGGACCGUGGGGUCAUCGCUCGCGCCUCCGGAGAUUACGCGAUUGUCAUCAGCCACAACCCUGACAAUGACACCACUAGGAUCAAGCUUCCAUCUGGGUCCAAGAAGAUUGUGCCGAGCGGGUGCAGGGCAAUGAUUGGGCAAGUCGCAGGAGGGGGUAGGACUGAGAAGCCGCUCCUGAAGGCAGGCAAUGCCUACCACAAAUUCCGGGUGAAGAGGAAUUGCUGGCCGAAGGUCCGUGGUGUGGCCAUGAACCCCGUCGAGCAUCCUCAUGGUGGUGGUAACCACCAACACAUUGGCCAUGCCAGUACUGUCAGGCGUGACGCGCCGCCCGGGCAGAAGGUCGGUCUCAUUGCUGCCCGCAGGACUGGUCGGCUCCGUGGACAGGCUGCCGCCAGUGCUGCUAAAGCCGACAAGGCUUGAGAGAUUCCUGCAGUUUAGUUAUGUUUUUCAGUUAUUUUAUUUUGAUCUCACAGUUCUCAAAGCUUUGGAGUACGAAAUUUGUAGCUUAUGACAACUCUUUGUAUUGGAAAUUUUGCCUCUUGUUUGAAGGUUCAGAAAGUAUUUGGUAAAUGGAAUGACAUUGGUUGCAUGUUGGUCUGGUUGUA